Perkinsus marinus ATCC 50983 is the source of this 1803-nucleotide messenger RNA. Its product is annotated as ankyrin repeat domain containing protein. Gene Ontology annotation, molecular function: RNA binding; protein binding. Gene Ontology annotation, cellular component: cytoplasm; nucleus. The transcript is spliced from 16 exons. The record is from RefSeq and is a predicted model, not a curated record. The coding region runs from base 1 to 1803 and encodes 600 amino acids. NCBI's taxonomy places the organism in Eukaryota, Perkinsozoa, Perkinsida, Perkinsidae.
AUGGCCAAAUUACUGGUUGAAGCCAAAGCCGAUGUCAGACACCCCGACUGUCGAGGAUGGACUCCGUUGCACUGGGCCGCCGUCCAUGGACAUGACGACUGUGUGAGGCUCCUGGCUGCCACUAUAAGCCACUCGGAUGAGGUUACCAUUGGAGGAGUGGAAACUGAUGACCAUAAUGGAGGAGUCGACACCCAGGAUGUGGAGGGUCAGACCGCCUUGCACUGGGCGGCUCGACAAGGCAAGCUGAGCACGGUGAUGAUACUGGUACGGGAGUUUGGAUGCCGUCUUGACAUGAGAGACCUUUGGGGUCAGACGCCGGUAGAAGCUGUCGAGCGUCAGUUGAAGGCCAUUGAGUGGCUACACGCAGCCUCUUGCGUUGAUCGUCAGCUUUGGAGGCUGGCCAAGAAGAGCGACAUAGUUGGUAUGAGGCAGCUGAUUGCAGCUGGUGUUGUUGAUGAUGACGAAGGUCGGGACUUCAUCACUCAAGAGCCGAAUAGACUCGACGCUGAUGCUAUUGAGUAUGGUGCCGACAACCACACACAUUGGAUGAGACUAUUGAAGUCGACCUUGGAUGGAUCAAUGGAUGCCGUGAAGUUACUUCUUGCGAGAGGUGAUGUGAAAUACAUCAGCAGGAGGUCCCCCCCUGAGGUCUCCACAGGCGCUGAUCCUCGACUCGCCGUGGAUCUGCUCUAUUUGGAUGAUGAGCAGCAGCAGCAACAGUCAGAGGAGGAGCUGACGGGUAUGGCCAAGAAGGAGGCACUACUGAAGAUCCGUACGGAACUGCUCAACCUAGUCGAGGCCACGAAGAGGUUAAGGAGGAGGAGGAAGGAGGCUUGGCAGAUCCGAGAUUGCUUGGAGGCUGGUGUCUGCCCUGACACAUUAGACGAUGAUCUCGAGAGGGGGAAGAUGUCGGCGUUAAUGUGGGCCUCCCUCAGGGGCCUCACUAUACUUGCUGGUAUAUUAUUAGAGGCCGGGGCCGACGUGCAUGUUCGACAGCGGCUGGGCGGCUGGACGCCGCUGCAUUUUGCAGCAGCUUCAGGGCACUCCGAAAUCUGCGCUAUGCUCAUCAGGGCCGGAGGGGUGGUCGAUCAGGAAUCCUUCAGGGGUGACACGCUUCUGUCACUCGCCAUAAAAUCUAAUGUCCGAUCGACAGUAGAGGUGGCCAUUGACACAUUGGAAGCCUCCAACGAGGGUUCCCUCAUCACGGCUCAUGUCGAUCCCUCGAAGGGGCAGACGGCCCUCCUUUAUGCAGCUGACUGUGGAGCGACUCAAUCGUGUUUGGCGAUCCUCAACAGGAAGGUGUUCGCGGCGGGUGUAAAAGGUCGAACUGCAUCGGAUAUCGCGAGACAAGGCGGCUAUCUUGAGCUGAGUCAAAGUCUGUUACCUGCCGCUCGGAAUAAGAGGAAGAAGAGUAUGAGGAGAGUAGAGAUGAUGCUUACGGACACGCCUACAACAAAAGGCCAUUGGGGAAGCGAGAAGAAGAAGUCGGGCCCCCUAGGGGUGAGACUUGAGAAUCUACCACUUAAUAUGGAUGAAGAACGGCUCAUUGAUUGGUUGAUGGACACAAACGGUAUCAUCGGAAUCACCGAAUGUCGAGUCCUCGUGUGCCCUAUCACUAUGAAGCCUCGCGGUUAUGGGUUUGUCAGAGUUGAGGACAUUAGUGGAGUUGCCAAGUUGAUGGACCUGCAAGGCACAUCAUUUGGUGACAAUAAGAAGCUUCGAAUCGUUCAAGAUGUUGGAAUACUCUCCGGCACUUCUACGUGGACGAUUGACGACUUGCCUAAAAUGGUGGACCUUGAUUGA